Messenger RNA from Cydia strobilella, 4170 nucleotides. RefSeq names its product nuclear RNA export factor 1 (gene sbr). Gene Ontology annotation, biological process: poly(A)+ mRNA export from nucleus. Gene Ontology annotation, molecular function: protein binding; RNA binding. The record is from RefSeq and is a predicted model, not a curated record. The transcript has 10 exons. NCBI's taxonomy places the organism in Eukaryota, Metazoa, Arthropoda, Insecta, Lepidoptera, Tortricidae. Bases 125 to 1981 code for a protein of 618 amino acids. Gene Ontology annotation, cellular component: nucleus; cytoplasm.
UGUGAGCAGCGCUGUGGCGUGUUAAUUUUUGUCUUCCUUACAUUGUUUCCACAUUUUAUGAUAUUGAUACGUAUAAUUAUUACGUCAGGAUAUAUCUAAGUGCAUAUUUAUUGAUUUUCGUACAAUGCCGAAGCGUGGUGGUGGAAAACCUAGAAAUUUGAGAGGUGGUCUUGACCAUUAUGAACACGAUGAUCGCACGCACAGUAAUCUCACGCGCCGCGUCAGUUUCAAGCCAGGAGCAUUUAAAGGCAAAGGAAAAUUCCGAGGUUUUAAUGACCCAAAACUAUUACUCGAUGACGACAUUGACAUGGGCGCCAAUUCCGGGGGUCCCGGACACAUGAACAACCGUAAGGGCGGGUUUAGGGGCCGUGGAGGCCGACUGACGCCAACACCACGCCGUCCCGGUGGCCCUAGAAGAUUCAUACCAGGUCCGAUUCCCUGGUACCAAAUCGUCAUUCCAUAUGGAGGCAAGCAUCCUAAAGAGGUUAUUUUAAAAGCUUUGCUAGGCUUCAUAUCACCAGAAGUGUUCAUACCCCACUAUUACAAAAUCAAUGGCAAUGCUGCUGUUUUUUAUGUGGAUGACGUGAAAGUUGCAGAGAAACUAUUUUAUACAGACAGGAAGAUUGUUAUGUCUGAUGGUUUUAAGCUGGUUGUCAUGGUCCGGAAUACUGCUCCAAAUGUACAAAUUGAUGCAGAGAUGAAGGAAAAGAUGAAGCUUGUAAUGGCAAAGAGAUAUAAUGCUGCUACAAAAGCAUUAGACUUAACUAAGUUCCAUGCUGAUCCAGACCUAGCAGACAUAUUUUGUGCACUGUUCCGUCCACAAAUAAUGCUGGCAGCCAUAGACAUCAUGGCUGAGAACAUUCCGGACCUAGAAGCUCUAAAUCUUAAUGACAACAAAAUGCAUGGCAUUGAACACUUGAAAAUCCUAGCGAACAAAUUGAAGAGUCUGAAGAUUUUGUAUUUGGGAGACAACAAGAUACCUUACAUUGGAUCACUGGAUUGCCUGAAGUCACUGCCGCUAGUGGAGCUGUACCUCAAAGGAAACCCACUGGUCACCAGGUGUAGUGACCAUGACAUAUAUGUCAGCGAUGUGCGGAAGAAGUUCCCCAAGCUCGUCAGAUUGGACGGCGUGGACCUCCCUCCAGUGAUCGGUUUCGACGUCGCCGAAGACUCUGCGUUACCACCUCGAAAACAAUCCUUCCUCGUUGACGAGGGGGGGAAAGAUCUCGUCCGCGAUUUCCUGACACAGUACUUCGCCAUAUACGACUCUGACUCGCGGCAGCCGCUGUUAGAUGCGUACCACGAGCACGCUCAUAUGUCGAUGGCUGCGAGCUACUUGACCUAUGAUGGGAGGAGUAAUUCCGCGGGGACCAAACUAACCAGCUACAUAACAAACAGCCGCAACAUAAUCCGCAUCCAAGACAGAGACUCGCGGCGCCGCUACCUGCGAACAGGCAAGCUGCAGGUGGUGUCGUUCCUCUCUGAUCUACCUAAGACCCAGCACGACCUGCUGGGCUUCGCUGUGGACUUACCUGUCUUUACUCCGACCAUGAUCGUCCUAGUAAUGAACGGCGUGUUCAAGGAGACCAGCGUAGCGGGCACCCCCACCCGCUCCUUCCAUCGUACCUUCGUCAUCGUGCCCAACGCCAACGGCGGGUUCUGCGUCAUGAAUGACAUGCUGUUCAUCACCAACACCACCAAAGAUCAGGAGGAGCAAGCUUUCUCAUCCGGCGCGCCCAUAGCGCCGGCUCCAGCCGCGGCGCCGGCGCAGGCGCAGGCGCAGGCGGCCCUCGCACCGCCCGCCGCGCCGGCCGACGACCAGGCCGCGCUGCUCAACAUGCUGAGCCAGCAGACCGGCAUGAACCACCACUGGACCAUGAAUUGCCUACAAGAAACCGGCUGGGACUACCAAAGAGCCCUGCUGAUCUUCAACCAGCUGCACGCCGAAGGCAAGAUACCGCCUGAAGCCUUCGUCAAGUGAACCUCCGGAACCCACGUCGAGGCUGUGCCUACUGUACAUAUAGUUUAAGGAGAUUCAUAUUUUUGUUAGUCGAUUAGGUAUUGUUAAUUAAAAUAUCGAAUUUGAGCGUUGUUGUGACUAGUUAUGUUUGAGUUUAAAGGUCUUUGAAGGACUAAAACUGGGCAUACAUAAGUGGAUAUAAUCUGAACAUUUAGUACAAUGAUGUGUCGCAGUUGUAGCCCUUCGAAUAGCAUUUUAGGCCUGUGCACACCGGCUGCGUGUGCGUAGACAUGCGCGUUGUAAUAUACAGAUGCUUAUGAGAGACGGCACACCGCUUGCGUAACGUGUGCGUGCACGGCUCAAACAUUUUAGCUCAUGUGCACGUCUACGCAAAGGCAGUCAGUGUGCUCUGGCCUUUUAACUAUAAAUUUGCUGAGAAACUGGGUCUGUCAUUGUCUUCAUUAUAGGAUGGCAUUUUACUUGGUUUUUAUUAAGUUUUCUUUGACAUAAAUAUGCCAAAUAAUUUGCGAAAUCACGACCCAAAUAAAGUGCGAUCCGUACGCAGCGUACUACGGAGGCGAACAACACGCGAACGCGAAGCGAAGCGAUGCGGCGCGGGGUGAAUCAAUCCUUUGAUACCUAUAGAAGUGUCCUACGUCGGCGAUCUCGUUGCGAACGCCGCUUCGCUUCGUGUUCGCGAGUGUUUCGCCUACGUAAGACGCAGCGUUAGAUUUAUGAAAAUUAAUGUUUUGUGAUUUCGGGGGUAGGCGGCACUUUGUAUGUUUAAGUUAAAACUUUUAUGGCAUAACUUCUAAUCAGUUCUAUGGAACAAUCAAUGUUAUUUUGCAGUUACAUAAUUUUAAUUAGAAUUACCUCUUUAUAGUUGCAUAAUUAUAAAAGAUGACGACAAUUCUGACUACGUUUGUCGCGGUUUUAGAAUUUAAUUAAAAGAUGAUAGUUUCCAAUUAAAAGAUGCAAGAAACGCGACAAUCGAUGUCGUAAAAAGGAAAAAAAAGAUGGCCCAUUGCAAACUGACUAAUAAGACAUUUGUUCAUAAUUUAAUUUUUUUGAUUCGGAUGUUGUUUAGUGUGAAUCAUACAUUGUUGUAUGAAAUAAUAAGUUCUUAAUUUUUUUAUAAUGGUUAAAGAAAUAUCCUAAUAUCAUUGUAAAAGGACAACAUUUAUAUGCCUUAGUAAGACUGAUUGAAAUCAUUGUUACAAGACGCAAUUAAUAUGCAAGAAAAUAUAAUAAUCUUUAGUUCGUUCGUCAAAUUAGGAUUUUUGUUAUAUUAGGUAGCUAAUCAACUUUGAGAUCUUAUGUUACAAAUGUUGCCAUGAUCCUGAUCGAAAUUCGUAUUGUUAUAUUUAUUGUUUAUUUUAGUAAAAAUGUCCUAUUUUGGAAAAGUAAGAAGUUCGAAAUUGAUUCUAAUGUUUACUAAUUUUUUUUGCCGUACAUGCAUUACUAAAUGUAAGAAUUUAAUAAUCAAACUGCCAAAUGUUUUAGAACACAUGUUUGUCAUUCCUUGAAGUUAAUUCUGUGUACCUAAAAUAAUACGCUAUAACAAAAACAACUUACCUGAGCCAUAGUUGUAGAAUAAACUAACAUUUAGUGCCUUUACAGGUAUUUAUUAUUGUAUAACUUUCUUUAAAAACAUCGUGUUUAUCAAAAUAUGUAUGAAGCAUGAUCGAAAUUUAAUUUUUAGUUAUCUUUAGUAAAUAUCCCAAAAGAUUACAAAAAAAACGAUAACAUUGUACAUAAAUAGGGUUAUCACAUUGGGAUUUAAGGAGCCACAGGACUAACAUUUGGCGCGUGUCUGACAGCUGUCUUGGUGUCCAACAAUGCUUGGUCGAUGGAACCCCGGAUCGGGGGUCCGUACGGGGUUGGAGACCCUGCCCAUGCCAAAGCGACGGAACCCCUUCGCGUGGGCUAGUCGCUCGUUCAAUGCUUGGGAAUAUCACCAUGAAUUUGAAGUGACACCAUUGUUGCAUUGCUGUAUUUUUAUAGACAUUUGCUGACUAUGAAAUUUCUGGGUCUAUGGUACCUUUGGUUGUGAGACAGAGAGGGGACACGUGGGUAACCUAGAGACCGUGUGAGAUUUUGUAGAAUAGUAAUCGCCUUUUCUGCUUGCUGUGGCUUCCUUUGGGCGGGGCUUAGGAGCGAUGCUGAAUUUAUCUCAAUUGUAUAUAAUGAUGAUGGAUAAAAUUAAACUU